AUGUCUUACGACUCCGACGACGAAGACUUCUCCCACCUCGGCUCGAGGCUCAAGCGAGGGUCCGGCGGGUACACCGUCUGGCUCGUUCCCGAUAGCGCCGAGGUGGCCAAGAUCGAGAGCAUCCAAAAGGUCAUUGGUCUCAAGACGUUGCAGAUCUACUCGGACGCUCUGGACAAGGAGCCUGGCUUUGUGCCCGACAACAAGCGAUACACCAAGCCGGCCGAGUACCCGCAGGCCGGGGUGCUCAUCCUGCCCGGGUCGAACUGCGGCAACACGUCGCAGGCGGGGGUCAAGCGCAUGGCUCAGGGGGUUGUGGACGCGUACAAGGGCGGGCACAUUCGCGUAGCCUUCGAGUCGACCAACGCUGUCGGCGGCGGCGGCGGUUCGGUGCACGUGCUGAUAAACGAGAAGGAGAGCGACAUCGCCGCCCUCGAAGAGCUCCGCAGCGCGCUCAAGAGCCGUCUCUGGGGCCCAGCCGACGCCCGCAAGUCCAUCCCGACCCCGUACCUCCCGCUUCUCGAGGUCCCUCUGGCCCAGAGCCACAACGUGCACAGAGACGAGGGGAUAGACCCAGGCCUCCUCGCUAUCCGCGGGAACGCCGAGACUACGGCCAGCAGUUUCAACGGCGCCCUGCCCACCCUCACGCUCACCAAGGUGCUUGUCCUCGGCGCUGGCGAGGUUCCAAUCGCCGCCAAGCACAUCUGCCUUCUCAAUCGCCCCUCCAUCAUCAUCAUCAUGCACAUCGCUGUCCUCCUCGCCACUGUCGCCGCACUGGCCAGUGUCGCAUGCCUCCCCGUUGAGCCCCGCGACCCCGCCCCGCUCAACCCCCAGCCCCUACCCCCCGGCAUCCUCCACCGCCCGCAAUACGGCUACCACCCCGUCAUUGCCGCCGACGAGCUCGACCCGAUCCCCGAGAUCCCCAGCGUGGGCGGGCACCAGCCCCGCCCGAACUGGCAGGGUGGGGCCAUCAAGCCGCCUACUGGUGGGCCGUACGCCGUCCAUGGUGGUGCAAAGGUCGCUGGGCGCAAUGCCGAUCCCGACACCGAAGCGUAG
Messenger RNA from Vanrija pseudolonga, 1053 nucleotides. RefSeq lists its product as uncharacterized. The coding region runs from base 1 to 1053 and encodes 350 amino acids. The transcript is spliced from 4 exons. Lineage: Eukaryota; Fungi; Basidiomycota; Tremellomycetes; Trichosporonales; Trichosporonaceae. The record is from RefSeq and is a predicted model, not a curated record.